This is a messenger RNA of Durusdinium trenchii, 1986 nucleotides long. Lineage: Eukaryota; Dinophyceae; Suessiales; Symbiodiniaceae. The record is from the annotation of a GenBank genome assembly.
AUGGAGGUGCUCCAGGCUGAGGAGGCGCUGCACUUGGAUCGACAUUGGUGGGAUCUCUUGCUGGAUCGCUCUAUGGACACUGUGCCCCGCAUCCGUCUCACACUCUUCGGCCUCCUGGCUGCCCGCGGUGCUCGCGCGCAGGGCAGCGAGGCGAAGCUGGCGCUGGUGCUGAGGCAAGGACUGGAAGAUACCGUCGUGGCUGUCCAGCGUGAGUGCCAGUGUAUGCUGGAACGCUUGGCGCGGACAUCCGCUCAGUCUGUCGAGAUGUCCUCUCUCCUGACCUUCGUGGGUCAUCUGCUCUCCGAUCCCCUCCAUGGCGAGCUCGCGGCCGAGCGCGCGCUGUGCUGCUUGCUGUCGCGCCCGGACUGGUGGAAGGUGGCCGAAGAGGGCAUCGAGGCCUUGCUACAUGGUCAGGAGGCCAUCUCCAGGGAGCAAGCCUUGCUGGGCCGUGUGGCUUUGGCGCUGGAUCCAGAGGUUUGGAGUCUCAAUAAGGCCCUUUGCGGUCCGAGCCUCUUGCGCAAAACCCUCCAGGCAUUGGACCUCCAAGAGGAGUGUGUGCUUCGACAACUUCUCUUGGUACUCCUCUACAGUGACGUGCGCGAGACCGACAAGACCCUGUUGCAGGUUGCCACCGCUGCUCUCUUGCGGGCUCCGCUGCACGAGACGGUGCUCUUCGCUGACCCAGGCCGGCUAAGCAUCUUCCAUCUGGCUGUGAUGCUGGCGCGACAUGCGCUGAAAGGACACGAACGCCGCUUCACGGAGACCAUGCUCACGGUACUGGAGGCCGAGCGCGGCCGGGCGGCGCUGGCGGCGCGGCGCGGCGCGGUGCAACGCUGGGCGCAACGGGAGGAGUUCGGCCGAGCGUGCGAGCUGCAGGGAGGUCUGCAGGAGCUCCAGAAGCAGUGCCAAACGGCCCAGGCCGAGGCGGAGGCGAUCUUCGGCGGUUUGGAGCAGCACUUGCGGCGGAUCUUGACGGUGGCGGAGGCCAUGUUGGCCCACAGCCGAGCGGAUCUCAAUGAAGAUUUUCAGCUCUAUUUGCUCAUGGAGGACCUCCUGCACCCUGCCUUAAGCAUCAUCGAUGGCAUCCCCUCGCACUACUUCACCUCCACCUCGUGGCCGCAGCUGAAAGCUUUGGCGCUUCGCUGCGUGGCGCUCCACGCAUCCUUGCCCGGCACCGCGUCCGGCGCCGCGUCCGGCGUCGACAUUUGGAACUUCUUCCGCUCGGUCUUGGCAGAGCAGCUGCGGUCUUCCCGACGGGUGGAGCCCGGCGCCGAAGGUGUCAUCUUCCAGUGCGUGGCCUUCCUGAUCGACUCGAUUUUGCAGGGAAAGACACCGGAUGCACAGCAGGCCUCCAUCGAAGUGUGCCAUGCAGUGGCCAAGCUCCUGGCAGAUGCCUCGACCAGCGCGGUGCGGCACGAGGUGGCCCUUCGGAUCUGCACGCUGCUGACCUUUCAGGGCCUGGCUGCCUCGGGGGAGGACGCGCACCGCGCGGCACAGUGCUGGACGGCCACCUGGCUGCUGGUCCAAGCCUUUGCACAAGUGGAAAGCCCGGCUGCCGGGGACGCCGUCCAGGCUGCCGUCUUCAGCGGCCGUGUCUUGCGUUUCUUCGCCUCACUCCGCAGCCUAUCCUGCCAGCAUUUGGAGGUCUUGGCGUCCGCCAUUGAAGGCUUCCUCACAUUGGACCUGUGGCGCUUGGGCCACUUGUUGCCGAUGGUCAACGAUCAUCCCACGGUCUUGGCUUUGCCACGCUUGGUGCGCUUUGUGAGUCGGGAGUUGUCCUGCUUCAAUGGCGUGGUGGAUGAGCAGAUUCACUGGCUCCAAUGCCUUUGGCGCCCCUUAUCCCUGGUCUGCUUGGAGACCACGCCUUCAGUGGCCAGUGAUGCGCGCCUUCCGGAGGCUCUCCUUGCUGCAGCCCAACCCGGUGCAACACGACGGCGCGACGAAGUGGGUAGAAAGUCCUUCAUCCUGGGAACGCACGCCAGAUGA